Messenger RNA from Saccharomyces kudriavzevii IFO 1802, 2073 nucleotides. It is a transcript of the gene DPB2, whose product is annotated as DNA polymerase epsilon noncatalytic subunit. Lineage: Eukaryota; Fungi; Ascomycota; Saccharomycetes; Saccharomycetales; Saccharomycetaceae. The coding region runs from base 1 to 2073 and encodes 690 amino acids. Gene Ontology annotation, biological process: error-prone translesion synthesis; DNA-templated DNA replication. The transcript has a single exon. Gene Ontology annotation, cellular component: epsilon DNA polymerase complex. Gene Ontology annotation, molecular function: DNA binding. The record is from RefSeq and is a predicted model, not a curated record.
AUGUUUACCACCGGAAAUGUUCUACCCGUGAAAAUCCAGCCUCCCCUGCUCAGGCCACUGGCAUACAGGGUUUUGUCAAGGAAAUAUGGUUUAUCGAUAAAAUCUGAUGGACUGUCUGCUCUGGCAGAAUUUGUCGGUACUAACAUAGGUAAUAAUUGGAGGCAAGGAUCUGUUACAAUAAGAUUUCUCGAGCAAUUUGCUACAGUAUGGAAACAGCAGGAGAGAGGCCUUUUCAUCGACAAGGACGGCGUAAAGGAAGUGAUCCAGGAGAUGAAAGAGCGUGAAAAGGUUGAAUGGAGCCACGAAGACUAUACUCAGCAUGGAGAUGACGUGCUGAGGCAGAAAAACGAUGGGAGCAGCGAUGAUGACGACAAUGAAAUGCCCAUGGCGGCUGAUUCAUCCUUACAAAAUGUUUUAUUAUCUUCACCUAUCCGAGCCCCCAUGGAUAGGAGCGAGCAUGACCAGUCUUCCAGGCUGGAAAGCUCGAAAAACCUGAAUUGGAGGGACUAUUUUAAGGUUAUCAAUUGUUCUCAGCAACAAAAGUUCUUGUAUAAUCCCGAUAAAAUGCAGUUUAUUUUCGUUCCAAAUAAAAAGGAGAACGCAUUGGGAAGUUUUACGGGAUUUCUACCUGAUAUCAAGGACAAAGUGCAAAUGUUCUUGACAAGAUAUUAUCUUACGAAGGAUAGAGUGAUGAGAAAUGAAAACUUCCAAAGCAAUGAUAUGUUCAAUCCAUUGUCCUCCAUGGUGUCUUUACAAAACGAGCUAUCCAAUGCUGGUCAACAGUUGCAAUCCAACAGCAUGAGCAUCACUCCAAUCAAAAAUUUAUUGGGUAGGGAUGCCCAGAACUUUCUACUACUUGGCCUCUUGAAUAAAAAUUUUAAGGGCAAUUGGUCACUAGAGGAUCCAUCUGGAUCUGUAGAAAUCAAUAUAUCACAAACUAUUCCCACACAGGGUCAUUAUUACGCACCAGGGUGUAUGGUUCUUGUUGAAGGAAUAUAUUAUUCUGUUGGGAACAAAUUUCACGUCACUUCCAUGACUUUACCUCCUGGUGAGAGAAGAGAAAUCACGUUGGAGACAAUAGGCAAUCUAGAUCUCCUAGGUAUACAUGGUCUUUCUAAUAACAACUUCAUUGCACGUCUGGACAAGGAUUUGAAGAUCAGAUUACAUCUUUUGGAGAAAGAAUUAACCGACCACAGAUUCGUUAUUCUUGGUGCUGAUUUAUUCUUGGAUGAUCUGAGGAUAAUGACUGCACUCAGUAAAAUUUUGCAAAAAUUAAACGAUGAUCCACCAAACUUGUUGAUUUGGCAAGGUUCUUUCACUUCAAUUCCUGUUUUUGCAUCAAUGAGUAGUCGAAACAUCAGUAGCUCAACCCAAUACAAGAAUAAUUUCGAUGCUUUGGCCACGCUACUAUUACGAUUUGAUGAUUUGACUGAAAAUACCACAAUGAUAUUCGUCCCUGGCCCUAACGAUUUAUGGGGGUCGAUGCUAUCAUUGGGAGCAAGUGGAACUUUACCACAGGAUCCAAUUCCUGGUGCGUUCACCAAAAAAAUCAACAAAGUUUGUAAGAAUGUCAUCUGGAGCUCAAACCCAACCAGGAUAGCGUACUUGUCUCAAGAAAUAGUCAUUUUCAGAGAUGAUCUGACCGGAAGAUUCAAAAGGAAUUAUCUGCAAUUCCCAUGUGGCGAGAAUGAAGAUUCUUAUGUUGAUAACGAUAAUAUAAUAACGAAAGAUACUGAUAUCGUGCCAAUUGAUGAAUUAGUCAAAGAGCCAGAUCAGCUACAACGAAAAAUUCAAGAAUCAAGAAAACUCGUAAAAACGAUACUAGAUCAGGGCCACUUAUCGCCAUUUGUAGAUUCUUUACGCCCAGUUUCAUGGGGUUUAGACCAUACUUUGACACUCUGCCCCAUACCAUCGACAAUGAUUCUUUGCGACACUACUUCAACACAAUUUGAUUUGACAUACAACGGCUGUAAAGUCGUCAAUCCUGGAAGUUUUAUUCAUAAUAGACGUGCCAGGUACAUGGAGUACAUUCCGUCCUCGAAGAAAACUAUACAGGAGGAAAUAUAUUUCUAA